This is a messenger RNA of Emericellopsis atlantica, 1933 nucleotides long. RefSeq names its product general substrate transporter. The transcript is spliced from 2 exons. NCBI's taxonomy places the organism in Eukaryota, Fungi, Ascomycota, Sordariomycetes, Hypocreales, Bionectriaceae. Gene Ontology annotation, molecular function: carbohydrate:proton symporter activity. The record is from RefSeq and is a predicted model, not a curated record. Bases 258 to 1814 code for a protein of 518 amino acids. Gene Ontology annotation, biological process: carbohydrate transport; transmembrane transport. Gene Ontology annotation, cellular component: membrane.
GAGGGUUUAAUCGUGUUGCGUGAUGCUCAUAAGCCCAUCCCAUGGGGUCUCCGCAGGGGACAUCACUAAGCAUGAAUCGUGAGAGGGUUCACGGUGAAGGCAAGUUGAGUUGUUGAGGAGUGAGCUCCCCACCUCUUCAUGGGGUAUAUGACCAAGAGGGCCACCUUCACAGGUCUUGUCAGCUUCACCCUCUCUCUUUGCUCCCAUCCCUUUUCCCUCGAGCGUCUUUCCCUUCGCCAGAGACAGGUCAAGAGACAAUGGCACCAAAGUACUUUGGCGUGCAGGGCCGCGUCCUGAGCAUCCUCCAGAUCGCUCUCAUCGUCGCGCCCUCUUUCAUCCUCUUCGGAUACAACCAGGCAGGCAUCGCCGGUCUGAUCCACGAGGAGGACUGGCUCAAGACCUUCCCCGAGAUCGACACAGUCCACUCAACCGGGGCUGAACAGAGCCGAAAGUCGACCCUUCAGGGCUUCGUCGUCGCCACAUUCACCAUUGGCGCCUUGAUCGGCUCGCUGUCCUGCUCCUACACCGGUGACAAGUUUGGACGACGUAAUGUCAUCUUCGCAGCCGCCUGCUGCACCCUGAUUGGAGAGAUCCUCGAGGCGUCGAGCUUCUCCCUUGCGCAGUUCAUCGUCGGUCGUGUCAUUGUCGGUCUCGGCAUCGGUCAGCUCAGCUCCAUCGUGCCCGUCUGGCAGUCCGAGACAUCGGGCGCCAAGAAUCGUGGUCGCCAUGUCGUCUUGGACGGCCUCUUCAUCUGCGUGGGCUACGUGCUCGAGUCGUGGAUCAACCUGGGCUUCUUUGAGUUCCAGCAUGGCCCCGUCACCUGGCGUCCCCCCAUCGCCAUCGCCAUCUUCUUCUCCAUCAUUCUCAUGGCGUCCAUCUACAUGUUCCCCGAGAGCCCCCGCUGGCUGGUCAUGAAGAACCGCAGUGAUAAGGCCAAGCCCAUCGUGGCGGCUCUUCGGGGCAUGGAGGUCGACUCGCUGCAGGUCCAGGCGGAAGUGUCCGGCAUCGAGCACUCUCUGGAGGAGACGAGCAAGGGCGGCGCGAAGCUGCGCGAUGUCCUCCGCAUGGGCGACGACAAGCUACUGUAUCGCUUCCUGCUGUGUAUUUUGUUACAGUUUUUUCAACAAAUGAGUGGCUCGAACUUAGUCAGCGUGUACGCCCCCGUCAUCUUCCAGGACAACCUCAACAUGUCGGCCGAGAUGUCCAAGGUGCUCACGGGCGGUGCCCUGACGUGGAAGUUCCUGGCGAGUUUCAUCGCCUUUUUCACCAUUGACCGCUUUGGCCGACGCGUCGUCUUUAUCAUCAGCGGCAUCGGCAUGUCCUGCUGCAUGAUUGCGCUCGCCGUCGCGACCUCCUUUGACAAGGACAACAAGCCCGCCAUGAUUGCGGCCGGCUGCUUCAUCUACCUCUACAACACGUUUGUGCCGAUUGGCUUCCUGGGCGCCAACUUCCUGUACUGCACAGAGGUCGCGCCCAUCCGCCUGCGCAUGGCCAUGUCGUCCAUCUCCACCGGUAACCACUGGCUCUGGAACUUUGUCGUCGUCAUGAUAACCCCUGUCGCCAUCAACAACAUUGGCUACCAGUACUACAUUGUCUACGCCGUCAUUGCAGCCUGCAUCCCCAUCUCCGUAUUCUUCUUCUACCCCGAGACCAUGGGCCGCAACCUCGAGGAGAUCGAUCUCAUGUUCCGCGAGUCACCCUCUGUCUUUGCGACGGUGCGCUUCGCCAAGACCAGGCCCGUUGCCAUGCCGCAGGAGUUUAUCUCGGAGAAGGCCCAGAAGCCUGACCACGAGGAGGAGGGCAUUGAAGCGUGAUGUGUUAUGGACUAGUUGUUGUUGGAGAUAUUGCAUAGUGUGUGAAAUAGACUACAAGGUUUCAGAUUACCUCGCUAUUGCUACCAUCUUUCACAUGAGUUUAAUCACUUGCAAAGAGC